Molecule: messenger RNA, 677 nt
Organism: Rhincodon typus (whale shark)
Lineage: Eukaryota; Metazoa; Chordata; Chondrichthyes; Orectolobiformes; Rhincodontidae
Product: guanine nucleotide-binding protein G(I)/G(S)/G(O) subunit gamma-5
Exons: 3
Coding region: 110-316 (68 amino acids)
Biological process (GO): G protein-coupled receptor signaling pathway
Cellular component (GO): heterotrimeric G-protein complex
Molecular function (GO): G-protein beta-subunit binding
Source: RefSeq, a predicted model, not a curated record
AAGAAACAGAGCGAUACAGAGAGAAACCGGAACAGGGCUGGGCUCAGUGUAAACUGCCCGCACCUCCCUCCGCAAUCACACUCCGUUUGGGCCUGCACAGAACGUACAGAUGUCGGCUACAGCUAACCUGAGCACCACCCGGAAGAUGGUCCAGCAACUCCGCUCCGAGCUGGCCAUCAAAAGGCUGAAGGUAUCUCAAGCAGCUGCAGAUCUGAAGCAAUUCUGUCUGCACAAUGCCCAGCAGGAUCCAUUACUGACGGGAAUCCAUCCAAACACCAAUCCAUUCCGACCAGCCAAACCCUGUUUGCUGUUGUAGCUAAAACGGGAUUCUACUUUCUUUUGGUUUCUGGGUCAUACGUGGGAAAUUCACCCUUUGGUGCAUGUUCAGAAAAAUAAUGAAGAUGUUUACACUAAUCUUGAUUCUCAGUGGCCUUUGAACCAUUGGACGAGCCAUGUUGGAGCUGUUUUUAAAAGCCUCUUGAAAUCUGUGCCAACUUUCCUUACUUUCACUUUGUAAAUUGCCUGUUCUUUGAUACUGAUCUCCACCUACCUCAUUGAAGCAAUGAGGUGCUGUACGUACAGUUUUAGUUGCUGCUUCUGCACAGGCCUAUUUCUAGAGAGAUUUGUACUUGUCCAUUGUUUAGAGGAAAAUUUCAAUAAAGAUCUGAAGUGAUUUA